Molecule: messenger RNA, 621 nt
Organism: Chaetura pelagica (chimney swift)
Lineage: Eukaryota; Metazoa; Chordata; Aves; Apodiformes; Apodidae
Gene: PLA2G12B
Product: phospholipase A2, group XIIB
Exons: 5
Coding region: 1-621 (206 amino acids)
Biological process (GO): lipid catabolic process; triglyceride homeostasis; phospholipid metabolic process
Cellular component (GO): extracellular region
Molecular function (GO): calcium ion binding; A2-type glycerophospholipase activity
Source: RefSeq, a predicted model, not a curated record
AUGCGGCUGCUUCUCCGGGCAGCGGUUCUGUGCCUGGUGCUGGGCUCAGGGCACUGCACCCAGGAGGCCAAGGAGAGCCCCGUCCACCCAGCUGCCCAGGCAGAGUCCCCCGCUUCAGACUGGGGCAUAGGGGCCAUCCGGGACAGCUUUGAGACAGUUAACAGCUACUUUGACUCUGUCUUGGAACUGUUUGGGGGAAAAAACGGCGUUUGCCAGUACAGAUGUCGAUACGGGAAGGCUCCAAUGCCCCGACCUCACUACAAACCCCAAGAACCCAACGGCUGUAGCUCCUAUUUUCUGGGGCUCAAGCUGGAUUUGGGCAUCCCUGCCAUGACCAAGUGCUGUAACCAGCUGGACAUCUGUUACGACACCUGCGGGGCCAACAAGUACCGCUGCGACGCCAAGUUCCGCUGGUGCCUCCACUCCAUCUGCUCCGACCUGAAGCGCAGCCUGGGCUUUGUCUCCAAGGUGGAAGCUUGUGAGUCCGUGGCAGACACUGUGUUCAACGCCGUCUGGACCCUGGGCUGCCGGCCCUUCAUGAACAGCCAGCGAAGCGCCUGCAUCUGGCAAGGCAUUGGGUUCCUCCAGCCCCUGGAGGUCCCAGCCCAUGGACAGUAUUGA